CGCUGACCGUCCUGCAGCCCUACUGCAACGGCAUUGUACUAGUAUCUCGUCAUCGCUUUUUCGUCGUGCUCGUUCUCGGUCGAUUCUCUACGGACUGCCACACAGCCUCCUUCUUGGCCCCCCGGAUCCUUUCUGACCACGGCGCUUCUGAUUGGGAGAAAUGCGCCCAUUGACCGCCUUUUGAAUCGGGGACCAACAUUGAACACUCACUCCAAGUCAUUUUUUAUAUUUCAUUAUCGUCGUCGGUUAAGGGACCUCGGCGCAAGGCGUCUGUUCUCGGCAAGGCACCCGAAGAUCCAUCCCGAAAAAAAAUGCACUUCUCACCUACCCCAAGCAGUCAGUGCCAGUCACACAACGUUGUCAGCCAGGCUCCCUGUUGGCCCGUCAUCGAUCUGGACCCACCCGUAGGGCUGAGUACAGAUGAGGAACUAGCCUGUGGUUGGUUCAAGUCCUCAUGGCCCUUUCGAUAUCACCUCUGUUGGUAGUCCUCUGCGUGGCUUGCGCCUGGCAAGUGUCUGCGUGAGUGUGUGUGUGCCUGUCUUGGUGUGUUGGUGUGCCUCUCUCUGGCCGACAUCCUCGGCAGUCAACCCUAGCUUGGCCAACUUAUUCAACGGUGCUCUAAACUUAGUUCUCACUUACACAUCACAGGCUGCCUCUUCGUGAAAUAUGGAUGCCUUCGGCUUUGUACAGGCUGCCGGAUAUAUAUGGCACUGGCUGCCAAAGUCAACAAUGCAUCACGGCCAAGGAUCUCCAUCACAGCUAGCCUCUCGAGAUCAGGUGCCGAGCUGAUGAUCCGCCUAAUAUCAAUACCUCACUCGUUAAUCUCAUUCGCUUUUCAUGUCGUCAUGUCGAAUCAACUACCCCCACGCAGGCGUUGGGCCGAAUCUGGUGACUGGGAUCCCGUCCGCCCGCUCAUAACGAGGAUGUACAAGGUCGAGGGCAGGUCAUUGAAGGAAGUAAUGAGGAUCAUGGAGACAGAGCACCAAUUCCUUGCCACGCCAAAGAUGUACAAGAAGAGAAUAAAAGACUGGGCCAUUGACAAGAACCACAAAUCCGAGAGGUCGCCCCGGACGAGACAGCAGCGGGAUCUGCCGGGCGAGCCACACUCGAGCAGCGUCAGGAGCGUUGCCAUUGGCCCUCAAAGGCUAAGAAAUCCCACAUUCAACCCCAGUCCCGGCCCUGUCCAGGCUUAUCAGUACGGCACGCGUCCACCAGCUGAGGGAUCCACGCAGAGAGGAUACCCCAACCACACCCCCGGGACCAUGCAGCCACCACAACAGGGCCAGCCAUACUGGGCAGCAGGCACCAGCCAGCCCAACAGCGACGGCUACGGCUACGGCUCUUAUCACACCUGCCCAUUCCCACAGAGCGGGCAUGCAAGUAUCAGCGAGCAACCCAGGACCUCCCCUCCCUCCUCCCCCUCGUCCUCCUCCGCCGCCCUCCUCAGCAGCAUCCGGGACCGCUUCCUAGAGGCAUCAGACGCCAUAACCCGCCGCGACACCACCGCCGACCUCUUCGGGAUCCUCAACCCGGCCUACGAGGCCAUCAGCGCCGUCGCCGCCUCCGAGGCCGGCACCAGCACGGAACAGCUCCUCGCCGCCGUCGCCGACCUCUGCCGGCUCCUCGCGGGCAGGCCGGACCACCGCGACAUGCUGCGGCAGCUCCUGCAGUACGUGCUCGCGCUCGUGCCCGGCGCCGCGCGCUCGGGCCGGUUCCUCUCGGGCGACGGGGUGGUGCUGGCGGUCCUGGGGCAGGCGGGGGGCGGGGGUGGUGGUAUGCCGUCGGACACGGCCGUGCCCGCGCGGGAUCAUGACUGCUGCGAGCAGCAGCAGCAGGCCACGGGGGCUGGAUCAGCCUCGGGAGGCUGCUGGUUGUGACGGGGGGGCUGGAGGCUUCCCUGUUGGUUUCGAUUCGCUUCUGGUGCCACUGGUGGAUGACCCUCUUGUAGGUUCACAUGGCGAGUCUUUGUAUUUUUAUUUUUUUCUCCGUUUCUCUUUCAUAUUCCCUCAGGGAUGGAUGCUGGAUACCCAACAGAUCUGCCGGGUGGCAGAUUUAUUUAUUUCUCUUAUUGGUUCUACUUCCCUUUUUAGUCGAGCUUUCAUGUAGGCGCCUCUAGCUGUGUCCUCUCAAUCUCAACCUUCUUAUCUA
Diaporthe batatas is the source of this 2148-nucleotide messenger RNA. RefSeq lists its product as uncharacterized. The record is from RefSeq and is a predicted model, not a curated record. Bases 705 to 1877 code for a protein of 390 amino acids. The transcript has 2 exons. Lineage: Eukaryota; Fungi; Ascomycota; Sordariomycetes; Diaporthales; Diaporthaceae.